AUGGCGUGCCUAAGCUGCUUCGGGAGGAGCUCUAGCGGCAGCUCGGCCGCCGCCCCCUCCGCCUCCUCCGGAAGCACCAGGACCGGGACGAGCAGCAGCGUCGGCGGUGGCGAAGGCAAGCACUCCUCGGUCUCGUCGGCGUCGUCGGCGUCGCAGAGGAGCAUCCCGGACUUGUACGAGAAGCAUGCGCACAAGCUCCAGGCUUUUGACUUCGACGAGCUCCGCAACGCCACCAACGACUUCAGCAGGAUGAACAAGAUCGGCGAGGGCGGGUUCGGCAGCGUCUACAAGGGCUUCCUCCUGCCGCCGGACGGCGAAGGCGCCAGGACUCCCGUCGCCAUCAAAAAGCUCAACCAAAAGGGCAUGCAGGGGCACAAGCAAUGGCUGGCAGAGGUGCAGUUCCUCGCAGUGUUCGAGCACCCAAACCUGGUGAAAUUGCUGGGGUACUGCGCCAAGGACAGCGAGAGGCUCCUGGUGUACGAGUUCAUGCCCAACAAGAGCUUGGAAGACCACCUGUUCGGCAGAGCUCACCCUGCCCUCCCAUGGCGUCUGAGGCUGCAGAUCGCCCUGGGCGUGGCGCGAGGGUUGGCGUAUCUGCACGGCGGAGAAGUUCAGGUGAUCUAUCGCGAUUUCAAAGCGGCGAAUGUGCUGCUGGAUCAGGAGUUCCGGCCCAAACUGUCGGAUUUUGGGCUGGCGAGGGAGGGCCCCGCGGCAGGCCACACUCACGUGACCACUGCGGUUGUGGGCACUUGUGGAUACGCCGCACCCGAGUAUAUAGAGACUGGCCAUCUCACAAUCAAGAGUGAUGUUUGGAGUUUCGGAGUGGUCCUCUACGAAAUCCUCACCGGUAGGCGAUCACUUGGGCGAACUCAUCCGUCGAACGAGCGAAAGUUGUUGGAUUGGGUGAGACAGUUCCCGGUGGAUACCAGGAAGUUUAUUAUGAUCAUGGACCCGAAAUUGAAAGGUGUUUUUUCUCUUGAUGUUGCACGGAGAAUAGCUAAAUUGGCGAACAGAUGCCUCAACAAGAACCCUAAAGAACGCCCGACAAUGAGUGAAAUUGUCGAGUGCUUGGAGAUAGAGUGCCAUGCAAAUGGAGCCAAAUAAUAGAAAGGGAUAAAAGUAGUAAAUCUAAAGGAAAUUUGUUGGUUCUUUGUUUUCUUUGGGGGGUUUAUUUUCUUCUAUUUGGAGUUGUAAUUAAGUGAAAUAGCUAUCUGAAA
Molecule: messenger RNA, 1217 nt
Organism: Zingiber officinale
Lineage: Eukaryota; Viridiplantae; Streptophyta; Magnoliopsida; Zingiberales; Zingiberaceae
Product: probable serine/threonine-protein kinase PBL19
Exons: 2
Coding region: 1-1104 (367 amino acids)
Biological process (GO): protein phosphorylation
Molecular function (GO): protein kinase activity; ATP binding
Source: RefSeq, a predicted model, not a curated record